Messenger RNA from Dermacentor andersoni, 873 nucleotides. The record is from RefSeq and is a predicted model, not a curated record. NCBI's taxonomy places the organism in Eukaryota, Metazoa, Arthropoda, Arachnida, Ixodida, Ixodidae.
GGGGCUCAUCUCUACGGAGCUAAGAUGAUCAAGGCAAACCUGGAAAGUGCGGACUUGCGUUGUUGCAAGAUGGGGGACCCGAACGGUCCGGCUGCAAAGAACGCCGACCUCCAAUGGGCCAACUUGACGGACGCCAAUAUGGACGGAAGCGUGUUGUACGGCGUCAACUUCCGCCACGCGACGCUGACUAACGCCAGCCUGCAGGACUGCGACCUCCGCUGCGCUGCGCUUGGCUACGCUGACGUCAUGGGCUGCAAGCUAAGCGGAAGUGACAUGAGCGGUGUCGAUCUCCGGCGAUGAACGUGGCGGUCAACGAGGUACUUGGUUGCGCAACGCAGUGGAGCGCAACGUCAUGUCGCGGCGCAGCUCUUCUACACCGAAACAAAACAGCAAGGGGGAGCCGGCGGCACAAAUGAAGCACGCUCCACCGUAUGUGGAAGACGAGGACUUUGAGAAAGUGGGAACCGUUGGGCGUCAACCCAUCGCCGGUUCAAAUACCAGAACGACCUUGGAACCAUGCGGAAUUGCAUGCAGAAUUGGGACUUCUUUUUGCACCCCCAUCAACGCCACCGUUGUGUUUAGCAGAUGGCGCUUGUGUGUAGCAGAUGUCACAUGCCUGGACCAUGCGCCUACGUAACAGAUAUAAAAAUAAUAGUCACUUCACUAAUGUAACACAACACGAAUAACCCUGUUUUCUUUCAGGAACAAAGUGCUUUUAUUUGUUACUGGCUGAAUUUUCUCCUAGAUUGUUUUUACCCUAUUUCCUCAUGUUCUAUUAUUAUUUUUCUUGAAUUGUAGACUCAACCAUGUAAAGUGAUGACGACCACUGGUGGAGGCUAAGAAGAUGAGAAAACAAUUCUUGUCGAGGAGGCA